Molecule: messenger RNA, 5709 nt
Organism: Coregonus sp. 'balchen'
Lineage: Eukaryota; Metazoa; Chordata; Actinopteri; Salmoniformes; Salmonidae
Source: the annotation of a GenBank genome assembly
AUGAGCUGGAGUGGGAAGGUGAGUAGAGCUCAUGCAGUGCGGAAUAAUGGAAGCCCUGGUGCCAGCCUGGUAGCCUGGGUGCCAGUCUGUGUGCUUUAGACAACUUGUUGUUUGGCAAGAUGUAGCUAGCGCAGACACGGUCUGGCACCCACUCAGGCUAGAUAUACUGAACAAAAAUAUAAACGCAACAUGUAAAGUGUUGGUCACAUGUUUCAUGAGCUGAAAUAAAAGAUCCCAGAAAUGUUCUAUUCGCACAAAAAGCUUAUUUCUCUAAAAUGUUGUGCACAAAUUUGUUUACAUCGCUGUUAGUGAGCAUUUCUCCUUUGCCAAGAUAAUCCAUCCACCUGACAGGUGUGGCAUAUCAAGAAGUGAAUUAAACAGCAUGAUCAUUACACAGGUGCACCUUGUGCUGGGGACAAUAAAAGGCCACUCUAAAAUGUGCAGUUUUGUCACACAACACAAUGCCACAGAUGUCUCACGUUUUGAGGGAGCGUGCUGACUGCAGGAAUGUCCAACAGAGCUGUUGCCAGAGAAUUGAAUGUUAAUUUCUCUACUAUAAGCCACCUCCAACGUUGUUUUAGAGUAUUUGGCAGUACGUCCAACCGGCCUCACAACCGCAGACCACAUGUAACCACGCCAGCCCAGGACCUCCACACCCGGAUUCUUUACCUGAAGGAUCGUCUGAGACCAGCCACCCGGACAGCUGAUGAAACUGUGGGUUUGCACAAACUGUCAGAAACCGUCUCAGGUAACCUCACCUGCGUGCUCGUCAUCCUCACCAGGGUCUUGACGUGACUGCAGUUAGGCGUCGUAACCGACUUCAGUGGGCAAAUGCUCACUUUCAAUGGCCACUGGCACACUGGAGAAGUGUGCUCUUCACGGAUGAAUCCCGGUUUCAACUGUACCAGGCAGAUGGCAGACAGCGUGUAGGGCGUUGUGUGGGCAAGCGGUUUGCUGAUGUCAACCUUGUGAACAGAGUGCCCCAUGGUGGGAGAGGGGUUAUGGUAUGGGCAGGCAUAAGUUAUGGACAAUGAACACAAUUGCAUUUUAUCGAUGGCAAUUUGAAUGCACAGAGAUAUCGUGACGAGAUCCUGAGGCCCAUUGUUGUGCCAUUCAUCCGUCCGCCAUCACCUCACGUUUCAGCAUGAUAUUGCACGGCCCCAUGUCGCAAGGAUCUGUAUACAAUUCCUGGAAGAUGAAAAUUUCCCAGUUCUUCCAUGGCCUGCAUACUCACCAGACGUCACCCAUUGAGCAUGUUUGGGAUGCUCUGGAUGGACGUGUACGACAGAGUGUUCCAGUUCCUGCCAAUAACCAGCAACUUCGCACAGUCAUUGAACAGGAGUGGGACAACAUUCCACAGGCCACAAUCCACAGUCUAAUCAACUCUAUGCGAAGGAGAUGUGUCGCGCUGCAUGAGGCAAAUGGUGGUCACACCAGAUACUGACACACCAGAUACACGUCCCUAGCUUUUUUUUAAAGGUACAGUCUCUGUGACCAACAGAUGCAUAUCUGUUUUUCCAGUCAUGUGAAAUCCAUAUAUUUUUGUUGAGUGUAAAUAGCUGCGUUGUACACUAAUGUUAACAUCUAGACUAUUAGACUACAGCUAAACAGCACAGCAGCUAAGAAACAUGAAGAGAAGUACAAAGGUGAUGACGUAAAACAAAUCCAUUAUGUCUCACUAAUAUACAUACAUUUGUUUUUAACCAACUUCACAUUAUAGCAUAAACACCUUUCAACUUUUCACUAUGUACAUCCAGAUGACACGCCAGUAGCCAACGCCAAAGCGGGGCCUGGUGACAGAGAGGAGGAGGAUUGUGCUGAUGGGACAGGGGGUAACGGGCGCCUGUGGAGGACGGUGAUCAUUGGGGAGCAGGAGCACCGCAUCGACAUGCAGGUCAUCAGGCCAUACCUCCGCGUCAUCACCCAUGGGGGUCAGUAUCCAGCCAACAGCAUCCAGCCAGAGCCAUAGAUACUGUAUACAUAGUUAAACUAAUUACAAUUGAAUUGUCAUGGAACUUUUGAUGCCAACAUGGUGCCCAUUCAAUCUCAAACUGAGUUGACGUCUGUAUAUGUCUGUAUAUUGAUGGUUCUGCAUCCAGAUAAUUGACACCAACGGGAUGAACUUACAGGCCAUGUCAACUGUCACUCUCCUCGCCCUCUGCAGGUUACUAUGGCGAGGGUUUGAAUGCCAUCAUAGUGUUCUCAGCCUGCUACCUGCCCGACAGCAGCUGUGCAGAUUACCACUACAUCAUGGAGAACCUCUUCCUGUGAGUAAUUGGAUUUACAAAUUGCAGAGAUACUGAUUUAUGGCAAGAGGCACACAUGCCCAGCUACUACAGAGUGAUAUUUAAAACUAGGUCAUCAUGCCUGGGAUACUAUCAUUGAAUGCAGAGAUAUCAUGUUAUACAUCACAUAAGAAUUUUGUAUUGAAGAUUUAUGCUGCCAGAAAAUAGAACUGGAGAUUUCUUUAGUGCUUGCCAUGGCAGCAAUGAAAUAAACCUCAAUAUUUUUCCCUUCCUCAUUGCCAUCUCAGGUAUGUGGUCAGCAGUCUAGAAAUGCUGGUUGCUGAGGACUAUUUGAUCAUCUACAUGAAUGGAGCCACACCGCGGGGCAAGAUGCCGGGCAUAGGAUGGCUGAAGAAAUGCUAUCAGAUGAUUGAUAGGAGGUAAGGAUAUUUAUAUCUUAUACACCACUGCAUGACAAAAGCGAUCAUUCAUACUGUCGGCAUAGGAUGGAUGUGCAUAACACAAAUGUUGACUGACUCUCAGGAGAAACUAAUGGGGAGUAAUUGAGCUUGUCACUGCUACUGGCAGUCAAUGGGAAAUGGGGAUUGACUCAUACUAGGCUGCUUGAUAGAUUCUUCCAGCACUAUGGGAUGUAUGUAUUGCCUUAUUUCAACUAUUUAUUUCUGUUGUCCCUGAAGGCUGAGGAAGAAUCUGAAGUCUCUGGUCAUCGCCCACCCCACCUGGUUCAUCCGCACUGUGCUGGCCAUAUCCAGGCCCUUCAUCAGGUGACCACAGAACAACAACAACACACAACAUCAUGUUAAAGAUGCACACCAGGAUCUUAAACACAACAAAUUCGUAACAUAUAGUACGAAUUGGAUUCGUAACCUAUCAUAUGAAUUGCAAAAAAAAUUUAAUAUAUAUAUAUAUUUUUUUUGGGGGGGGGCAUGACGUAAAAUAUUAUACGAAAUGGAUGACGUGGUACACAAUUUUAUGGCGUAGUACACCACUUUUGGCUCAUGAGCAGCACUUUCAAAACUUCUGGCUGAAAUUAUACAAAAGUUUGAGAGCAUUUUUUAUAAUACAGUUAUGCUACAUAUCACCACUGUGACGGAUAACUAAUAGUUGUACAGUCGUGGUCAAAAGUUUUGAGAAUGACACAAAUAUUCAUUUUCACAAAGUCUACUGCCUCAGUUUUUAUGAUGGCAAUUUGCAUAUACUCCAGAAUGUUAUGAAGAGUGAUCAGAUGAAUUGCAAUUAAUUGCAAAGUCCCUCUUUGCCAUGAAAAUUGAACUUAAUCCCCAAAAAACAUUUCCACUGCAUUUCAGCCCUGCCACAAAAGGACCAGCUGACAUCAUGUCAGUGAUUCUCUCGUUAACACAGGUGAGAGUGUUGACGAGGACAAGGCUGGAGAUCACUCUGUCAUGCUGAUUGAGUUAGAAUAACAGACUGGAAGCUUUAAAAGGAGGGUGGUGCUUGAAAUCAUUGUUCUUCCUCUGUUAACCAUGGUUACCUGCAAGGAAACACGUGCUGUCAUCAAUGAUUUGCACAAAAAGGGCUUCACAGGCAAGGAUAUUGCUGCUAGUAAGAUUGCACCUAAAUCAACCAUUUAUCGGAUCAUCAAGAACUUCAAGGAGAGAGGUUCAAUUGUUGUGAAGAAGGCUUCAGGGCGCCCAAGAAAGUCCAGCAUGCACCAGGACCGUCUCCUAAAGUUGAUUCAGCUGCGGGAUCGGGGCACCACCAGUGCAGAGCUUGCUCAGGCAUGGCAGCAGGCAGGUGUGAGUGCAUCUGCACGCACAGUGAGGUGAAGACUUUUGGAGGAUGGCCUGGUGUCAAGAAGGGCAGCGAGGAAGCCACUUCUCUCCAGGAAAAACUUCAGGGACAGACUGAUAUUCUGCAAAAGGUACAGGGAUUGGACUGCUGAGGACUGGGGUAAAGUCAUUUUCUCUGAUGAAUCCCCUUUCCGAUUGUUUGGGGCAUCCGGAAAAAAAGGUGAGCGCUACCAUCAGUCCUGUGUCAUGCCAACAGUAAAGCAUCCUGAGACCAUUCGUGUGUGUGGGGUUGCUUCUCAUCCAAGGGAGUGGGCUCACUCACAAUUUUGCCUAAGAACACAGCCAUGAAUAAAGAAUGGUAACAACACAUCCUCCGAGAGCAACUUCUCCCAACCAUCCAAGAACAGUUUGGUGACGAACAAUGCCUUUUCCAGCAUGAUGGAGCAUUUUGCCAUAAGGCAAAAGUGAUAACUAAGUGGCUCGGGGAACAAAACAUCGACAUUUUGGGUCCAUGGCCAGGAAACUCCCCAGACCUUUAUCCCAUUGAGAACUUGUGGCCAAUCCUCAAGAGGCGGGUGGACAAACAAAAACCCACAAAUUCUGACAAACUCCAAGCAUUGAUUAUGCAGGAAUGGGCUGCCAUCAGUCAGAAUUUGUAAGUCGCUCUGGAUAAGAGCGUCUGCUAAAUGACGUAAAUGUAAAUGUAAUAUGUGGCCCAGAAGUUAAUUGACAGCACGCCAGGGCAGAUUGCAAAGGUCUUGAAAAAGAAGGGUCAACACUGCAAAUAUUGACUAUUUGCAUAAACUUAAUGUAAUUGUCAAUAAAAGCUUUUGACACUUAUGGAAUGCUUGUAAUUAUACUUCAGUAUACCAUAGUAACAUCUGACAAAAAUAUCUAAAAACAUUGAAGCAGCAAACUUUGUGAAGACCAAUACUUGUGUCAUUCUCAAAACUUUUGACCACAACUGUACACAUAACACCAAUAUAACUGGUUGUUGUUAUUAUCCUGUUCUAUUUGCAGUGUGAAGUUUAUGAAUAAGAUCCAGUAUGUGCACAGUCUGGAUGAGCUGGCAGAGAUAGUCCCCAUGGAACAUGUGCAGGUCCCGGAGUGUGUGGUGCAGUAAGUAUCAUCGACCACUAUGGGGAGUAACUAAGCUGAAGACUUGACUCCCACCUGACUCCCACCAUCAUUCACUGACUUGUAGUGAUUUGCAAUUUUGCAGACUAAUAAAUUAUGUAAACUUGCAAGCCAAUAAUUUUUCCCUCCGUGAAUAGACAUGGAUGCCUGGCAGAGACUUUGAGGCAGUAAAUAAGUCAUAGAAGAACACAUUUGAAUAUCAAAGGUUUUCAGAUUUUGUUUGUCAGCCCAAAAAAAUAUGUAAGAUAGGAUCUGUAUUCCAACUCUUGGGAAAGGACUUGGAUCAGAAUAGUGAUCUUAAUCUUUUAUUUUUACAGAUUUGAGGAGGAGAGGAUCAAAGCUCGGAAAGAAAGGUAAAACACAUUUUCAUCUUAUUUUUUUGAUUGAAUUAACCAGGUAUACAUGCCAUGCUCAUGCUCAAUCAGGGGUGAUCCAUGCUGUAUCCUCAGUCAGUUCAUUCAUCAAGCUUUUAUACAAGUGUUGUCUCCCUCUGCUUGUACAGGAUGGAGCAGGAACAGCGGCAGCAGGAGCAUCCAAACCCACAGGUGUCUUCUUCAGCCAAGGCAGAGAGGUAG